This is a messenger RNA of Seminavis robusta, 1642 nucleotides long. The record is from the annotation of a GenBank genome assembly. NCBI's taxonomy places the organism in Eukaryota, Bacillariophyta, Bacillariophyceae, Naviculales, Naviculaceae.
CGGUCUUUUGGCACGAAGUUUCACGAGAUUUAGCCCCAGCCCUAUUUAAGAUUAUGACGUGGCACUGGGUCCGUCUGGCCUUGACCCGAGACACAAACGUACGCACUUGCGAGAAUGCUGUCCUCAUCAACGGCAUGGCGGCGUCAACAACCGAUGGAAGCUGCAGCCUCUCACUCAGCACCAUCAUCUGUCAGCACCAUCAUCUGCCCCAAGGACAGACAACAGCAACAACUGUUGCCACCUGCAAGACGAAUACUACAGUACCACCUCUGGCUUGUUAGUGCAAUUCCUAACGAUGGCUCGACUUUCGUUCCUCUUGACCCUCAUGGUAGCCUCCAUGGCUGCCAUGUUAACCACAGCAUUUGCUCCAGCACAAACAUAUGGAGUCCGACCAUCUACCACAGCCCUCCCUGUGAAGAUCAAGGUCGAUGUUGGUGAUGGCGAACCAAUUGAGAGUGCCCUCCGUCGCUUCAAGCGUGAGGUCAACAAGUCGGGACACUUGAUGGAACUCCGUCAUAAGCGUUAUUUCGAAAACCCUCAAGAAAAGAAGAAGCGCAAGGUCAAGGAGGCUCGUAUGCGCAAAAAGUUUGAGCGAAUGAAUAGACGCCGUAUUGCCCAGCGAACUUAGGAAAAUGGAAGCAAGGAAAAGAAAAAUGUAGUCAAUUGGUUACGGCGGUAGCCGAUGGAAAGGAUUGCCUGGUGUAGUUUUGUUGGUAUUAGCAUGGGCAUCAAGAAAUGUUCUUUACUAAACAAUCAACAAUUGUCUUUCUAUCUACGUUGUGGUGGUUAUUGGGCUGAUGCAAUGAUCGAGAACUUCUCAAUCCUGAAAUCAAUUUGUAGCUUGUUUUCUGGGUUGAAUACAUGUAGAUUAGCUGGAAGCCUGUUAGUAGCAUUCUAGUUCUAGAUUUCAAUCAUUGGAGGUACCAUUUUCACCAAAGUAGCUUGUUGACUCCCGUUCACGUGUCUUCACUUUUCACUUCAGUUCAGGUAGACACAAGACAACCUCUUAUCGUUGAGCCCCCGCGGUCAAGGGAAAUAGCCCUCUCUCUGUACAUGUACUUUGCCCAGAAUGGAAUGCGCACGUCGACAACUUCCUACGCAGAGUUGUGCAUCAACCUUGAUCUCGUGCACUCAGGAUAGAUCUGUCUUGGCUACUACAGAACCACCAUUGUCUCAUCAUCGUGGCCAUUAUGGAUUCACUCGACAAGCAAAAGAUUGCAAGCAUUGUCUACCGCUGCCCAACUGUGGGAUCUGCUGCGGGCUACGAUUGUACAACCAAUCAUCCGACCUAUGAUCUGUGCUGGGCUCCUCAUGACGGCUUGCUGCACUUACUUUGUUUUGAGAUUCAGUCCAAUGUAUCUUGGCCCCAACUAUUCCGGAUGAAGUGAGCUUCUUUAGAGAUUCUAAAAGGGCCUUUUUGGCUCCUUCCAGUUCAAAAUCUAAGGGAUGCACGCUUCCCUCCACCCUGGAUAUCUGCCUAGGUCAAUGAUUGCUCCAGCUUAACCCUUCCAGGUUCCAGGAGCAGGAGAGAGGGGACCCCAUGACACUAAAGCUUUCAUACUCAAGAUCAAGGACCCAUCCUGUCUCUCAUCAUGCUCCUGUCCCCGUCGAAUUGAGAACGAAAUACUAGGUAUGAGUGUUU